CACCUACGUGCCUAAACGCUCUUGUACUCUGACCUCACCUGGCUUAUCUCUUAGGCAAAGAAGACUUUCACCGGCAACACACCUGGAGAGCUCUGCAAUACAAGAGGGAGUUAACACUGGGAAGGAUUAGCAAAAAAAAAAAAGAAGGAUCAAAUGUCCAAGGACACUCACGUAAGCAGCAGCAUAGACAAAGGUAGAAGAGAUACUGGUUUGGCAGUUUAAUGUAAAAGUUGACUUGGUUGUAUUAGUGGGGGAAAUACCAUUGUAACUGACUUGGUUGUCAGUUUGUCUGUCUCAAGGCGGUACAAUGAAGUAUUCUCUGUAACAGUUGAACAAGCCCCAUCAUGUCAAGGAAGAGAUUGUCAGGGUGCGCAGGUAGACGCUGCCUAGUUUCCUGACAGAGACGUGUGUGUAUGUGUGGGAUUCAAAUAUUCUGUAUUUGCUCAGCAAGACAGAUGGCAUUAUGCUUUUAAGCUUCACCACUUCCUAAGGAUUCACUGUCAAACAAAGAAGGAAAUACAAAAAGGAUACAAAGACUUUUGAGGAUAUAUAGAAAGGAGAUAUAAAAACAUUUAAUUUUAUCUCAACCAGAUCUGCCGAGAUGCCACUUAGAACGUCACUGUACAGAAAACCAUCCUCUGGUCGUUGGCCCGGCAGGAGCUCCAAGCGCAGGGAGGUGUUGUCUGUCAACAUGAUUAGCCUACCACUGGCUGAUUUUCGCCACAUCUCACAUAUUGGCAACGAUGCCCAUACAGACAGCUUCGGAGACCUGUCCUUCUUAAAAAUGGGCCACAAUCUGCUUCUACAAAGCUCCCAGAGCGAGCACAAUCUCUUCCUGGCCUGCUCUCCACCACCCAAGCCCCCGCGUCUGAACCUAGAUGAGGCCAAGGGUUCAGAGAGCCCUGACUGGCAUGUAGGCCACCAGCACAACGCGUCCCAGAAGAGACAGAAAUGCCACUCUUUGCCACUUCUGGACAGUGAGGAAGGAGAUGGAGAGAUGGAAAAGGAGGAUGGGUACCAAAGAGGGAAUAAUGUUGCUUCCAGUCAGACUCACAGCCCUAGACAGGGCAGCCUGAGUUCAGACAAGGAUGGAGACUCCACAGACACCUGUCACAAAAUAGCUGGACAGCAAAAGGAUGAGGACAGUGGCUUUUCCUUUAGCCUCGACCUGGGCCCUUCAAUCCUGAAUGAUGUUCUCCAGGUGAUGGACAAACUUCACAACUAGAUAAGGCAGUAGCCAAACGUUGCAGGAAGGCUUUACUAAAAGUCUGGAAUAUGGAGAAGAGAUCAAACUGUGAGACAAACUUCUGAUUUUACAGAGAAACCAAUGUGAUGGUGAUUGUUCAAAUAAACUGGAGAUGUCUGAUUUUAUGAUGCCUGGGUACAAAGUAGUGACAACCAACCUUUGGAGAGAACUUGCCGCACCUAAAUUUUAAUGGCGGUAAACUACUACACUGAAAAGACUGAUAUACAAGAUCAAACAUUCUGCCUUUUUUCAGUAUUUCAGUAUAACAUGUUACAUUUUGAAUCAGACAUCACAGCAAAAUCAGCUUACUCUUUUAUAGAGCACCAGAUAUUGUGUCUGUAGCACACUGUAGUCCACAGCAUUUGUUAAAAAGUAAACAUAAUCAUGUUUGAAAGGUUAAACUAAAAAAAGACAACUACACAAAAUGAAUGUUCUCCUUAGAUUCACCCCUUCCAGACGUACAUACAAGUUAAGUUAAUAAUUGAACUCUGUCGGAUGUCAAACUCCAAGCUAGACAUUUUCACCUUCUUUUACUUUCCUCCUUUGCUAUUGUAAUCCCCCAAACUAUACAGCACAGCACUGAAGACGGCUGUUAAGACUUAGAAGUGUUGUGUUUAAGAAAAGAAAAGCUGUGGCUGGAAUCCAAGGUCCUUGAGCUGUGAUGUCUUGGCUCUUGGCGUGCUUGCCAAUCUAUUGUGUGCAGAGGGCAAUUUUUCCUCUGCACGCAUCCCAGGGGCCCCACUCAAAGGUAGACCAAGGUACCCCCCAUCUCUCAUUCCCAACAAUGCAGUGAAAACAAACACUUAGCUCUGCUUCCAAUAAAAGCCAGCCAGUAGUGGCAAGAUGGGCUGCAGACUAAGCCAGGCCACAGGUCCAAGACCUCAGAAGGAAAAAAAAGAAAAAAGAAAAGCAAGAGUAGGCUGUUUUCUUAGCUGCAAAUUAGAGUCUGAUGCUCUAGUGAAUGGCGCACGAGAAGUAAAGUGGUAAAGGGUAACGUGAUACUUCCACAUAUGCAGGGGGUGUCGAGGGAGGAGGACCAGAGACAUCCAUUACUGCAGCAAAAGUCCUGAUGAGGGUUUAAACACUACCUUCUGACAAAAUAGAACCCCGACACGCGAAAAGUACAUGCUUGCGUCUCACAUACACUGGCACACAUGCAUGUACAUGUACAUGUAAGCACGCAUGGUCAAACUGAGAUUUGUGCAGACAAGCGAGGUCCACUUUCCUCAGGUCUAGAGAGGAGAGAGUCAGGACAGAGCCUCAGUUUGUGCCUUAGUGGGGGGUUGCCAAGAAAGGCUGUGGGGCAAACCUAGAACCAGUCAAAUUCCUAAGUUCCCCACGGGUCACGCUGCAAAAAAAAAAAACUAACCACAAGUGUCCCGCUUCUAGCAAUAGAUUUAGAAUUCUAUGUAUGUCCAAACAGAAACAGCUAUGCUUGUGGGUACUGUAUAUCUGUUUUGGCUUCUCCCAUUUUAAACUGGAUAUCACUGCGCCUUUUUCUUGUGUUUGUUAUGACAAUAACACAUUGUGAAACAUUUUUUGCAUCGAAAAAUGUACUGUUUUGUUUUUUGGAGAAGUAAAGAAAAAUGUCUUUCAAAUUCCAUGAUUGGUGGUUUUGAGGAUAGAACUGCUUGUGUCAACAUUUUAAGAGAGCUCGUAUGAGUAUUGUUUACACACCCUGAUGGACAGACAUUUAUUUGGCUUUUUAACUGUCAGCAGCCACUGUGGAGGCAAUAAGCCUUGUCUGUCACUGAUACCUAACAGCUUCUAGAGAAAUUAUAGCCUUGGAUUAUCCAACACAACAAGCAGCACACUAUUAUUUCAAGAUGGAGAGACACACAAGCCUAAAUUAGGCAGGCAUGUCAAGCAGGAUUUCAUGUAGAGUCGCAAAUACUGUAUUACAGUAAACUGGAGUUUGAAGCAACGGCUGAGCUGGUAGGCAUGGCCUGCUCUGAAGCACACCUGUAUGACAAAGAUAGUAGGAGGUAACAUUCAAUAGUUAACCAGGGUGUGCCAGCAAUUUCUCUUUUCUAAACAGGCUACUUUUUCCAGAUAAGGAGGAGAAAUAGCUAUUCAGUUACACAGACUUUAUACACCCCUGUCUGCUACAAUGACCCUUAACCAUCACAGCCCCACGCAUUCAGAAGAGAAAGAAGAAUUGUGCAAUGUCAGACAGACCAGACACUGUGGAAACAAAUUAUUGAGCUAUGAAGUAAGGGUAAAAAACUUGAACCUAUAAAACCAAUAUUAAAAAAACAAAUACCAACAAAUUUUGGUAUUUCAUGUACUUCAGCAAGAAUUGAUAAAGAAAACCACUGACACAUUUUAUGAAAACCCAUCCUUAUUCAUUACAACCUUCAAUAAUUAACAUUUGCUGUCUUUGGAGUCCUUGGCUGCUAUGACUGUGACGUCUGCACAAGAGCUCUCAGUGUGAAGAAUCACAUAAACUUUAGCUCAACAAGUGUUCAGCCACAUGACUGAUGUGAGAAGAAAGAGCCUGUAAUUGGAGACAAAUUAUCUUGUCUGUGCUGCAUAAACUGGCUGAGCUGUGAAGUAUCCCAAUCACAUCUGGUACCACUUCUCUCCCUCUAAAAAUCUAAACUUGCUGUCAUACAAUACCAAAAAAUACCCUGUCAUCUCAAUAAAGAGUACUAAAGAGA
Molecule: messenger RNA, 3906 nt
Organism: Siniperca chuatsi (mandarin fish)
Lineage: Eukaryota; Metazoa; Chordata; Actinopteri; Centrarchiformes; Sinipercidae
Product: cdc42 effector protein 3
Exons: 2
Coding region: 602-1225 (207 amino acids)
Source: RefSeq, a predicted model, not a curated record